AUCAUGAUAUUAUCUCUUGUCUGUCGUCUACUUCCUCUUUAACUUCUUAACUCCCUUUCUUUUCCUAUUGAUUCCCAAAAGACUCUCUCUGAACUUAACAAUUUCCCGGCACCAUGCGCAUGACAGCUUUGGUGAGCUUGGCAUUUUCUGCCUCGAUAGGCCUCAUGUUCCUCAUCUUGGCCUGUGCUCUGCCACAGUACAAUAACUGGUGGCCGUUCUUUGUGCUGGUGUUCUAUGUCCUUGCUCCCAUCCCAACAAUUAUGGCUCGGAGAAUGUCGGAGGACUCUGGUGGCAGCAAUCCGUGUAAAGAACUGGCAUAUUUCAUAACGGCAGGCUUGGUAGUGUCUGCCUUUGGUCUUCCGAUUGUGCUAGCCAGAGCACCAGUUGAACAGCCAGUGAUCCAUUGGGGUGCUUGUGCUCUGGUUCUCUCAGGGAACAUCGUCACUUUCCUCACCAUCUGGGGCUUCUUUGUGAUGGCUGACAGUGACGAUGUGGAGUACAGCAUGUGGUGAGGUGCGAGUGCGAGCCGAAUGAGUGGGCGAAGAAGGUGCCAUGGACAGAGGUCGUUUGCUCUCUCCCAUUAUCCCAAGGGACGGAACUCUGCUUGUAAUCUCACUGGGACCUCAGUUCAUAAUGGCUGUAGAAAAUUUGCGAUUUAUAUCUACUAUUAGUUGAUUAGAGCUCCAAGGGAAGUUGUCGUAUCAAAAGAAUAUUUAUCGUGGGUCACAAGAACUUGCA
This is a messenger RNA of Penaeus monodon (black tiger shrimp), 738 nucleotides long. RefSeq names its product leptin receptor gene-related protein-like. The record is from RefSeq and is a predicted model, not a curated record. Gene Ontology annotation, biological process: late endosome to vacuole transport via multivesicular body sorting pathway. Gene Ontology annotation, cellular component: endosome. Lineage: Eukaryota; Metazoa; Arthropoda; Malacostraca; Decapoda; Penaeidae.